UGUGCUACAAUUUAGAGAUCGGAGACAAGGGUGUGGCUGUAGUAAGUGAAUGUGAGCAAGUAGUUCACAUCAUUGUACUCUGGACAGCACCAUAACAGGAUCGAAUCAUUCAUCAAAAUCUGGACUUCACAAACCAAGAAAGUUGUGGUCCUGUCCCUUGUUUCCUCUCCUAAAGGGAACGUCUAAUUGGAGCUCCAUCUGCACAGGCAAGCUCAUGGUUACACCAUUUUUAUGUAUUAAGAAUCAUCAGCUUCACAGACAAAUUAAUGAUUAUACCUUUCUUUAUGUAUUUAGGUAGAAACCUAGAAGGUGAAAGCAUUUGUUGCCUGAUGCAAUCCGUGUAUUAGACCCAAGAAAGGGUCUAUGUUUUGGAAGAUACCAAGUCAACAAGUCAUUUCCAUGACCGUGUAAUAAAGGAAACAUUCAGGUUGGAAGCCCUUUUAAUAAGGGUGAGAGUACCAAAACAACUUUAGGAAUACAUAGUAUACUAAAUUAGGAUCGAUUUUGCUAACAUGAUGGUUAAGAAAUCCGCUUACCGUAUUGUAUUUUAACUUAUUAUGGAUAAUGAAUAAUAAAACGGAAUUAAGAUAAAUCUCACCGUAUAGUUAGUUACUAGGAUUUUUAUGGCCACCAAUUGCUAGCUAAGCUACGUAAGCAGCAUAACCACCCAUUGGCCAUUUAUAUGCCACACCAACUGAAAAAACAAGAUACCAUAAAUCAGAAGAACCUCCGACUACAUAUAUAAUAGCAUCUUCCUCUCGAUUUUUCUAACUCAUGCUAUUUUCGUGUCUCUUUACUCUUUUCCCCCAUCUCUCAACUACCAAAAGUACCACUUAGCACGUACAACACCCUCCCUCUCUUUCUUUCUGUGUUUUGUAAUACACAAAGCAAAAACACUGGCUAGCAAGCAAGGCAUGACAACAUGUGGAAGCCUACAACAAAUCUUCGAUACCCUAAUGCCUGAAAACCCUACUUUGCUUGAAUCCCUCUCAUGGAACCAAAUAAAGCCCGUUAAAACCACUGACCAAACCCCCUCCUUCACUGAGAUAUUUGGAGAGCUUCAUUUCAAGGACAGUACAAUUCCUAUAUCAUCAUCACCCUCUACUCCAUCAUCUAGUGAGGUAAACCACACAAACAACUCCAACAAGAAGCACAAAAGCAGAGAUAGCUUCUCAUCCUUGAGUUCUGAGAGUUUGCACCUUUGCACCGAGGGUCUUGGCUUUGAGAGUUCAGAUGAUGUGGAAGACAUAAAGGGUGGAGUGAAUGAGAGUUGGGAAACGUAUAAGGAGAAAGAGGGUGUGAAGAGGUGUGUGAGUUUAGAAGGAGAAUGUAGGAGGUCAAGGGUGAGUGAGUACCCUCCUCCUAUUUCAUGCAUAGGGAGGAGUGGGAAGCCUUAUGUUUGUUUCAGGUCUUAUAGGAGUAAUGGCAGGUUUGUUCUCAAAGAGAUAAGGAUUCCUACUCACGAGUUUCUGCAUGCUUGUAGGGAGGAUGGAAGGCUGAAGCUGCAUUUUGUUCAUCCUGAAGAUGAACCUAUAGAAGAAGAUGACGAUGAAGACAGUAGUGGUGGUGAUGACAACAUAGAAAGUAUAUAUGAGGAGGAAGAAGAAAACAUGGGCGAAGAAAAAUAUGAUUGUGUGACAGAUGAUCAUGUAAAUGAAGAAAAAGAGAUUGAUGCUCAAGUCACUAGUUACUCACUUGAUGAAAGAGCAGAAAUUUUGAAUGUUGAGGAAGGUUUACAAAAAUAAGAAGGAAAAAAAGAAUUGGAAGCACUGUUGUGGGGUGCUUUUCUACUCUUUUCUUUAAUAUGUUAGCUUUUGUCCCUUGUGUUCCGAAAUUGGUGGAAUAAGGAGAAAAUUGCAAUCUUGUAUCAAUAUUGUUGUCCCGUGCUACCUGCAUGCAUAUCCUAUGUAAACAAACGAGUCAGGUCUAUUGUAUUGUGUUUCUUAAUUAUGGGAAGUGGAAAUUCGAGGAAAUUCACGUGAGAACAACAAGAAGUACUUAAGAGGGAAACGAGGAAGAUUGCUAUCUAAGGAUUAUCUUAAGCUAUAGAAAAUGAAAGAAAGAAAAAAUAUAUACUACGCUAUUAUUAUUACAUAUGUGGCACAGCUCGAUGAAUAGAACUAGCAUGUUCAUACGGUUCAAUCGAUUAAGCUAUAACAUUUACUAUUCGGUUCCAAUGUUUCAACCGAGUAUAA
Messenger RNA from Cajanus cajan (pigeon pea), 2195 nucleotides. RefSeq names its product FANTASTIC four-like protein (DUF3049). Lineage: Eukaryota; Viridiplantae; Streptophyta; Magnoliopsida; Fabales; Fabaceae. The record is from RefSeq and is a predicted model, not a curated record.